UUUUUUCCCCAAAUAAUAUAUUGUCUAUAACGGUUAUCUCAGAAUUCACUGAAGAGUUUAUUUUUAAAAUUGAUCUUGUGCAAGUUAUCGACAACACAUUAUUCAAUAUUCUACAGCAUAUUUCUUGUUUAUAAUUGCUUUAUUCAGAAUAAAUUUUAAUACAUUAUUAUUUAAAAAAAUAAAAUAUCGUUUUGGAAAAGCUACCUAACGUCAAUCUUUGUCAUUCGUGGCUAUGGUAUAUUUUUAAACAUUAUCAACUUGGAAUUUGAGCAAAUCUUAAAUUUGACGCCAAAAAUCAAAUUCCGCAACUUUGAAAAUAAAAUAGCUCAUUUAAAUUUUAUUUGUAAGGAAAGGUUUUUUUUAAAAAAUAAUAAUAAUACUCUUGACCUAUAUGUUUUUGCGCUGCAUGUCUUUUUUUUUUUAUUCAAGCCAUUUUUUUUUGUUACAUUGGUGUGGUUAUUUUUAUUGAAAAUAUUUUUAUUCGUUAUUGAUACUUUAUAGUACUUAAGAUUUAGUUGACAAACCUCCACUUCUAGAUAAAACAGGUUUAAAAAUGUCUACAAUUCAAAAGAGUGAACAAAAAGAUGAUGUCACUGAAUGCCUUGAAGCAGCUACAAGUUUGCAAUCUAUGUAAGUGUAGCUAUUUAAAAUAAGAAUAUUUCUGCUGUUUUAUUGAUUUGAUUAAAUAAUGCAAAACGUCAAUUAUUCUUUACAUGAAUGUUAAGCGUUAUGAUGCCAUACAAUUUAUUUUUAUCCAUAAUUGGUUGCUACAAGUCUGAGUUUCUUUCAUAGAAUUUCCCCCGCUAGUUAUUUCAGAUUUUGCGGUGGGCUGUGCUAUUGCCCUGGGACAUAAAUAAAUUUAUAGGGGAAGGGACUGCUGUCCCGUAUGUCGGACUAGCAAAAAUGUGAUGUGAUGGCUUUUAAUUGUUGAAAAUAUUAGUUUCAAAUUUGAGGUUUUUUAAAAUGAAUCUUUCCCUCUGGCGACAAACAUUCUAUCCAAAGCCUCUGCAAGUGCAUAGGAAUGUCCAGCGAGGUGAAACGUUUUCUUUAUAUUCAGAGCUGACAUUUUAUGACAACUGAAGAUUUUGUAUCGUUACAGGUGUCCCAUCAUUAAGCUUGACCCACCGAGCUAACUAGCUACCGAGUGUAAUAAUUAUAUUUUUUUUUAUUAUAUGAAACUCAUUAAAAAAACUUAACAAGCAAUAGAAUGCUUAAUUUUAUUUGUGUUCAUUCUCUUAUUCCAUUCUCCUAACUUUCCAUUUACUAGUUGCUCCGAAACAAAGAAGUCUGAGCUGGAGAGAAAAAUGAAUAGUGAAUUUGUGGAAAUUACGACUGUAAAAGUUUCAGAACGCAUCCAGUUGUCGCAAAGUAAGAUUCAAGAAACAUCAACGCCAGGAUUGACAAACACAACAACAAGGUUGGACUAAAAACGCGUUGUAGCAAAACUUAUUAAGAAAAAUUAUGGCUUUAAAUUACACCUGACUUGAGCGGGAUUUGGUGAAACGUUUUUUCUACAAAUUCAGCAUUAAAUAAAAUUUUAAAAUAUUCAAAUCAUUUUGUGUACUAGUUUAUAAUAUUAAUUUUAAAAAGCAUAUUAGCCUUUCCAUUAAAAAAUCGAAUUAUAAAUUAAUCAAUUGGCCAUAUAAUAGUAACGAAUCAAUGUUAUCUUUUUGAAAGCUUCCAUAAAUAUUGACGCUUAUGUGGAUUAUAUGCAUAAAUUUCAUUGUUUCGACAACAUGUAGUUCAAAUUAUUCCUAUGUUAUAAAAAUAAUUUCUUCACUACAUUUUCCCCCAAUUAUUUAUUCAUGAGCUUUAGAAAAUUUAUAGGCAAACUUUAAAAAAAAGUAAAGUAAUUAUUUUAUCUUUUCCCUAAAAUUGUAUGAGAUUUUUAAUGGAAUUAUCAAUGUUCUGGAUAACACAGGUGAAGAUUACCAAAGUAUGUUCACAAAAAAUAAAUGAAGGCUAACUUUUUUUAAAAUGGUUCAAAUAUUUCAAACAAUUUCAAAAUCAAAUCACAUAAUUGUUAUACACUUGAAUUUAAUUGAACUUAAUUAAUUUUGCUUAUUUUAAAAAAUAAUUCUCCAGAUCAUCUGAAUCAACAAGUUCGAUGCCUCUUAAUCAAGAUAAAAGUAAGAAAAAGGUAUGAUCUGUAGUAUUUUAUAAAUGUACAGAAUUCGGCCACAAAUUAGCGAUACAUGGGUUAAGUAUAAUUGAAUCGCCUUAUGGUGGGGCAACCGUUUUGUCCCAGCUGUCACGUUAAUUAGUUGCGAGCUAAAACUCAACUGUAGAAAUCCCUAUUAGAAGGCUUCUGACGCUUCCCCUGGAUGGAUGGAAGAAGACUUUAGAAGUACAUAUACCAUCCAGACCUUUGAGGGAGUCGACUGCUGACGCUUAGUGAGCAGCGUAACCAGCCUACUUAUAUUCUUUAUUUCCUGUCAUAUUUGUCUUGGAAAAUCCAACUUCCGACAGUGACAAUGGCGAUCAAUUAAGUUUUUAACUAGUUUCUAAUUCUUGUAUUUUCAUGUGUCCGGUCUGCCGAGGAACGCUCUUAGUCGAAACUUUCACAUCUUAUCGUCCUGUCUUUUGAUUCAAGCUUCCACAUAUCUUGUUCUUCUAUUUCCUUCAUACAGCUUGAAUGCAGUCCUUCAUUAAUUAUCUUUUUUUUUAAAUACUGUGUUGAGUGACAAUGUUAAAAUUUUAUUCACCAUUAGGGAUCUUCUACAAGUUUUAAAAAAUACUACACCUAACUAAAUGAUUAACACUGGAGCAAUUACGAUUUUCCUCAAAUAAGGGGAACAAUGAAGGCAAUCUUUGGGGUAUCUCACCGCAAACUUUAAACAAAAUUCUUACAAGUUAUUGUAAUAAUACUCUGGGAAAUUAUCCUACACACAACAAAUAUCCACGUGCUCAACCCAUUUACAUAUUUUUACAAGUUUAUUGAUAUUUUUCUACUUCAACCAGCUAAGUAUAGCCCUCAUAUUAUAAUUCAUAGUAUGGUUAAAAAAAUAUUUUAAAAAUUAACAAAUGCAGCUCUCAAAAAAGUCCAAACUUUUAGUAUUAAAUUGCGUUAUGUAUUUAUAGUUAUUAUAUUUCAUUUUUUUUUCUUUAAAUUAGUUUUUGUUUAAUGUUUCAGACUAAACACUUUUGGAAUAAUAAUACCAAAGACAUUGACUUGUUACUUAUUGGUAAAACUGGAAAUGGAAAAAGUGCCACCGGAAAUACUAUUUUAGGGGAAAAACGUUUCGAAAGUGACGCAAGUUGUACAUCAGUCACACAGAUAGUAGAAUAUGGAAUUGUAGGCUAUAAGGGUCGGACAAUAAAAGUUGUAGAUGGUCCAGGUGUGGGAGACACAAGCAGCAUUGAUGACCUUGAACAAGCUACAAGAUUGGUCAUUGACAAAAUGAAAGAUGCAGUUCUUCUUAAUCCUGAAGGUUAUCAUGCGCUACUUCUUGUAGUUCGCUAUGGGGGAAGAUUUACUGCUGAAGAUAAAGAAAUGAUCAGAGUGCUCAAAGCAAUCUUUGGUCAAGAUUUUGUAAAAAAUUAUGGCAUCCUCGUGGUGACAUGUGGAGAUAUCUUUAAAUCUCAACAAAAGAUUAAUAAAAGUAAAAAAUUUAAAACAUGGUGUAGCGAGCAAAAGGGAGUGUUUCAGGAGUUGCUGCAAGAAUGUGAUAAUAGGGCAAUUUUAUUUGACAACGAAAAUAAAGAUCAAAAGACAAGAAAUAAGCAGAUAGAAGAAUUGAUUGAGACAGUUGGUAAACUUCAAUAUGGAGGACGACGAUAUACAAAUGACAAUUUUAAGAAAGUUGAAGCAACGCGGGAUCGCUUGCUUAUUGAGAUCAUAGAACCAAUCAUUAGAGAAGAUACUUUAAGGAAAAUAAAGCUUAUUACUAAUAAUUUGGAAGAAAUAUCAAAUGGAGGUGCUGAUAACAAUCAGGCCAAACUGGAAGAAUUGUUGAAAGAAACAGAAGACAUCUUAAAGAGCAUUCAUAGCACAGAUAAGGGAAGUGGAAUCCUGUCACAAACUCUUAUGUCGGUGGAAACACUUAAAAAUGCAGUGCUUAGUAAACUGAAACACGAGAAAGUAAUGUUAGAAGCAAAAUUAGAAAUGGAGAAAAAAGAAAAACAAAAUAGAGAAUAUUUAGAGGACCUUUCACGCAAGGGAAUUGAGGAACUUGAAAAAUUAAAAAAUGAACACAAAAUAGACGAGGAAAAGCGAAAGAGGGAACAAAAGGAGGAAGAGCAAAGGAGACAAAGAGAUGAAUCAUUAAGGACACAGCAAAUUAAAGAACGUGAAGAAAAUCAAAAAAAAGAAAUGGAAAAAGAACGUGAGAUUGUAAAUCAAACAUUGAAGGAAAAACAGCAUCAAUAUGAUAUCAUGUUGGCUAAUCAAGAGAUGAACGGAAAAGAGCGCAAAAAAUUGGAGGAAGAAAAACUGGAACUGAUUGAAAAAUCGAGAAAGGACAUACAAGCUUCAAGGGAGAAGGAAGAACAAAUUAAUGAAGAACACAGAAGAAACCAGGCUGUCCUAAUAGAGCAAAAUGAAGAAUAUAGAAAGGAUAGUGAAGAGAAGCUUAAACAAUAUAUCGCUAAUAAUAAAAGAAUAAUUGAAGAAACUAAGGAAGCUCAGGCGCUUGCAGAGAUGAGCGCAAAAGAAAAUAUUGAAAAACAGAAAAUGGAGAAUGCUAAGCAAUUAAAGGAGAUGGAAAGAGUAUAUGCGGAGAACAAUGAAAGACAGAAAGAAGCUAUGGAUAAAUUGACAACAGACCUUUCUACUGCACAACAUGAGCGUGACGAAGCAAUUAGAAAAAAUCAAGACUAUACUAAUAAAAUUCAAGAACUAGUUGUGGAAAAUGGAGCUCUAAAAAACAAGUCUGGUUGUUUUAUAAGCUAAAAUCUGAAACGAUUAAU
Messenger RNA from Lymnaea stagnalis (great pond snail), 4908 nucleotides. Lineage: Eukaryota; Metazoa; Mollusca; Gastropoda; Lymnaeidae. The record is from the annotation of a GenBank genome assembly.